UGUCCGGCGGUCGCGUUGCAGGCUUAAUGCUACAAUAGCACACUAGAAAAAAAAGAAAACGAAAAAAAAAAGGUUUUCGCAAGCUGUAGCUAAUAUUUGUAUGUAGUCUGCAGUCUCUAUGGCCGACUUUGAGAUGCCAGUCAAAACACGCGGAGUUGGAGUGUUCCUCGAAUUAAGGACAAGGCUUCAAAGUGGACUUCUAAUUAUCCGGAAAGAUGUUGCUGGAAACCCCGCUGGCGUGGUUGUGACCGGUGGCGAUUCCUCUCUUCACAUCCGGACGCCUACAAAUGAGGUGACCUUAAUUUUGCCACCAGGAGUCUCCUAUGUGGAGGAAUCCAAUGUACCGACGACUGGAGGAGAAUCCUGUGAACAAGAGCGCCAUUUCAGGCUGCAAAUAAGUGUUUCACAUAGCCAGACUGAAGGGUCCUCAGACAUUGUAAGAACACUGCGGGCUCAGGAGACUUAUUGCUUCUACUGUCAGAGCUGUACGACAAGGCUGCUCGAGGAUAGAUUGUUCAAGCGAGUGCUUCCUCUCCCAAAUGGCAACUGGAACGCCAUUGUGGACGAUUGGUGCUGCCAUUCAGAUCCUUUCGCCAAGAAGAUGCUGCCCCGAGCUGAGGAUUGUUUACUGGGCGACACCUUCUUUCUCCUCACCAGGGAUGGCAGCUGUGAAAGGACUCUUCUCCAGGAAGUGAGCCCCGCUGACUCACAGGAUAAUCAAGAUCCAAAGAAACCUUGCAGCAGAAUGGUACUUGUGUCCUGCAUGAGCUGUUCCUCAGUUCUGGGAGAGGCUUUGACACAGGAGACCCUGAGGCUGUACAUCACACAAGUGUUGGUGGAGUCCAGUGUGGGGGACAGACAGCCAGAAUCUUCAUUCAGCAGAUCCCUCUUCUUGGAGAGGACUAUAGCAGCAAGGCUUGCAGAGGUUUCCAAUUCUAUGAGCUCAUUCCACUUUUCUGUCCAAACACCAAGUGGGAAACCUUUCUUACUGCUCUGGCUGCUGAACACCGAUUCCAUCGUGGCAUCAGUCCCAGAAUGGUCUGCUAGCAGCCCCACUCAUCAUAGUCCAUCACUGAGCGCUGAAAGAGCCCUUAAACUCCUCUUCAUAGCAUGUUCUCAUAUGGGGCUCCAGCAGCAAGACAUCGCCACCAGCUGGGAGGUCAAUGCCACAGGACACCCUAUGGUGCUCCCACUGAAGGUUUGUGAGGAGCUGCUGCAAGUGAUAGAAGACAGCAAUGCUGCACUACCUGGAUCAAUGCGUCACAUGAGAGCCUAUAAGGUGAGACACAACCAUAAGUGCCAGAAGAUUACAAUUACAAACUGUUGAUCCUUUGCAUCACUACAGUAUAUUCUUUAUCUAUCCAAAAUGAUAUCACUGAGCCUGGGUAAUAUCAGCAGAUAUGAUAGAAAGCAUCUUCACCCCUUGUAUAUCAGCAUAAUACAGCGAUAACUAUUUUAGCUGAUACAAGUACUUUUUUUUCCCCUCCCACUUACACUAUACUUGUGACCUUUUCCCCAUUAUUAAGUGGAACUUAGAAGUGUUUUUAUCCAAUUUUAUAACAGAUUUUUCAAUUGAGUGGUUUUGCUUUGAGUGGUUUUUUUAUGGGUUAAGUUAUCUUUCAUGUGUAACUGAAAAUAUCUAUACUUAGCCUGGGUUUUGUCCAGAAAAUACUGCAAGUGGUUUUAACUUAGCUGACAACUACUCUCAUCUCUUUUGAACACAAUGACGGUGGCAAUUAGUACCGUAUUUUCACGACCGUAAGGCGCACUUGAAAGUCUUAAAUUUUCUUGAAAAUGGACGGGGCACCUUAUAAUGCGGCGAGGCUUAUGUGUGCACUGAGUUCCAAAAUCUGUAAAUGUUGUUGUGUGAUUUCGAUGAGUGCUCCGCUUGACGGACUGGGAGCAUUUCCUGCCGACACGCUGCUUAUAUAGAGGAAAGGCGGACGUGACUGAGGACAGCAUGCGGACGUAAAGGGGGAGGGGUACGUGUGACAGAGGACACUAAAGGCACGCCCCCAGUAGGUAUAUAGCGCCAGUAUGUGCAUUGUGCAAAACAACAUCGGUUUGGCUAAGGAUGCCCGAAAAUGGCACCUACGAAGAGACACGCUUAGGAAGCACAGUUUAAACUGCAAACUAUCAGUUACGCAGAGGAACAUGGGAAUCUAGCAGCCGCGACUAAAUUCAAGAUCAACGAUUCCAUGGUUCGCAAGUGGAUGAAGCAGGAAAAAGACGAAGCUGAGUUUCCUCGGAAACAAGGCGAGGUGGCCCGAGUUGGAAGACCAACUCGAGCAAUGGAUUAAUGAUCAAAGAACAGCUGGGAGAAGCGUCUCUACAGUCACCAUUCGACUGAGUCCAAUAACUCGGAGCUUGCCGUCAUUCCGGGAGGCUUGACGAAGGAACUCCAACGGCUGUUGGAUGACAGAUGGUGAACACAGCUUUGUUAAGACUAGGAGGCAGCGCCGGGCGAUUUACGCCAUAAUUUGUGGAUGCUUGGGCUAACGUGUCUGCUUGCACUGUUGUUCGAGCUUUCGUAAAAGCCGGCAUCAUUUCUGAGGAGCCGCACAGCAACGAGACUGAUUCCGACAAUGACGAGAGGGAUCCUGGCGUGUUUGAUGGAGAACUUGCCCAGCUGUUCAUUUCGGAUACAGAACAUGAGGACUUUGAUGGAUUUAUGGAUGAGGAUUGAUCAUAAAAUAACGUGAGUACAUUGUUAAAUACUUAAAUAAAGUACAACUGAACUCAGUUUUUCUCCGGCUGCCUUUUUAAAAACAUUGUUUUAGCGUGCAUGCAUGCUACCGUAUGUUUUAAGAUAGCGUAUGUUUUACCAUGCCUGCGCCCAAUAAUGCGGUGCGCCUUAUGUAUGUUAAAUGCAGAAAUAGACCCCGUAACUGGGACUGCGCCUUUUAAUACGGUGCACCUUAUGGUCGUGAAAAUACGGUAGUUUUUCUCCAGUUCUUGCUCAGAAAAUUUAAGCAGUCCCAUUACUUUGCUCGCUGCAAAAAAUAUGACAGCAUAUUUAUUAUUAUGAAGGAACUGUCAUGGUCUGUGUUUUGGUUUGGGUUGUGGUUAGUUUUGUUUCAUGUUUUCCUGUGUUCCAUGUUGUUCAUGUCGUGUGCUCAUUUUAGUUAUUCUGGCCACCUGUUCUCGUCAUCCUUCUACCUUGUGUCGACCAAUCAGCUCCAUCCAGCCACUCGUGUCUUGCCCAAGUGUUCCUCGUUGUCUCGUCAAUCCUUUUUGUAUUUAGUUCCCUGGUUUCUUUCAGUUCUUGUCGGGUCAUUGUAGUAUGUCAUGUCAAGUGUUUCUUUGUUACUUUGGUUAUCUGUUGUGGGACUUGGUUUAGUUUUCUUUUUCCAUGUUCCUUGUUUGCCUUUUUUGGGGGGGAUAUAAUUUUUUGAGACUCCUGCACUCCUGCCUUGCCUCCCUGCUUCCCUGCACUUGGGUCCUCCACGUUUUUGCCUUGCCUUCCUCUCCUUCAAAAACCAUAACUGUGACAAACUGUACCUCCACAAUAAAUGGUCAUGUUUCUUUCUAAAAGCACAAGUCAUGAAGAUAGCAAUGUAAUGUUAAGGCAGCUACGCCUUUUUUUCCCCUUGCGUACUGAUAGGAUGUCAUUAAUGCUUCCUAGCAGCAUUGAUCAUGUCUGCGGUUGCAUGAUGACUGAGGUGGGUGAGACUGGUGAAAUUGAGAAGGCUACAAACACAAGCCAGCCAUGAGACAAAGUAUCUGUCUGGUUGCUGGAAAUGGUUACAGUGGUAGUGAGUGUGAUGAAAUGAUACACUCGAACACUUCCUGAUUGUGGAGGCCUGUUGGGAAGUCGUCGGCAGAGGACAGGAAGGUAAUGUGAUCACACAGCCAUCUAGAGUUACUAGAAUUGGUUUAAGAGUAUCUGAGAUCUUGUUUGAAAUGGUGAGGAAAACACAGUGGUGCCCACUGUGUCACAAAGACCAGCAUGCAGCCAGAUGGCUUUUUGAAACCAUAGACAAUGUUAUACUGCAUAGAGAGAAUAUGAUACAACAAAUGCAGACAGGAGACUGAGUUAUACCAGUAGUUGAAUACAGUAUUUGCGUUUGGUCCACAAAUGAAGACGUGAUGCAAGAAUUGUACAGUCAACAUGUUACCAACUGCUAUAAGCGACUGAUAUUUAAUAUUCCUAUUAAAAGUCUGUUUUUGAUAAGACUGCCAGGGCUAAAGUUACAGUAUGACUCCAGAUGCACAUAUGAGUAAAUCUUGCAUUGCCGUUGGAACAUUUGCAACACUGGCCGACAGCCAAGGUCACCAAUGCUGCUGGCAAGCCCUUGUGACUGAUGGGUCUGUUCCAUUUAGGUGGCCCACAGGGCUGUUGCUCUGUCAUAUAAGGGUCAUAUUAGCACACGUUUAACUUGGAAAUCACAGUUACCGACAUUGUGUCUAAAAGACAUUGUGAAAACUACCUGUAUUGGACGGAGGUGAAAAAUUACAUAAAAAUACUAGUGUUACUGUAAUGGAGUAGGUUUUGUGUAUAUUUGUACUUUUUAUAUUAUUUUUUUGAAAUCUCUACUUGUAGUUUUUUCUUAUACUUUGCUACAUUUUAAGCCAAUAAUGGGCAGGGAAGACAUUUGCCAGGAAAUUGUUAAUUAGGUAACCAAUAUUACUGAGCAGGCGGCACGGUGGUCGACUGGUUAGCAUAUCUGCCUCACAGUUCUGAGGACCUGGGUUAAAAUCCGGUUUCCCCUGUGUGGAGUUUGCGUGCCUGGGUGGCUUUUCUAUGGGUACUCCGGUUUCCGCCAACAUCGCAAAAACAUGCAUGGUAGGUUAAUUGAAGACUUUAAAUUGCCUGUAGGUGUGAAUGCGAGUGCGAAUGGUUGUUUGUUUAUUAGAGUUUACAUCGAUUUUGUCGGCAUGAUCGGUAUAGGCCAAUAAUUAGUAUUUUAUGCUGAUCGGCUUUAAUGUCAUAAUUUGCCGGUCAUUGAUCGUCUCUGCAAAAGACAUUUAUUCCGCGUCGCCAUCGUGCACAGUAUAUUUUAAUCCAAAAGCUAGUUUAUUUUUAGCCUUAUCGCGUUUCUUUUGACAUAGUACUGUAAAUAUCUGAUGGCUAAUAAAGUUAUUUAUAAAAAAAUACAUUUAAAAAAACAUGGCGGUGUGGAACAGACAACACGUCUGAGACAGACAACACGUAAUGGUCGGAUCAAAUUACAAAACAAAUUUGCUCUUUCACGAUUGCACUAUGUCAGACUACUGCAAUACAAUCUUGUAUUCCGAUACCACCACAUCCCGUUUUUUACGAUCAUUGGGCUUUAUAUUGUCAACUCAAAUGUGAACGGAUACACUCAUUACUGUGGCAACAACAACAAGAGUGGAUCGCGCCAACUGUAUGAUAAGGACAAAAUGGGGGAAUGGGUGUGUUGAUGGUCCCCGCUGCUCAGGAGAGGCCGUUCGUUUAAGGCUUGCUUGAGGUAUGUUCCCGUACUUUUAAUAUGAUACCCUCUCGCAAGCAAGCAACAAAACAUUACGUAGCCUAGCAAGCUAGUGCUAGCACUAACGGUUGUGCAUAAACAUGCAGGCAUUCUGUCGAAUCAUGCUCUAAAGUUUUGGUGUUUGUGAAGUAAUUUAAUUACAAUAAUGUACCAACGUUUGACUCACAAUGUUUGACCCAUUUUAGUUUCUGUGAGUAGAUAAAGUACAGCACCAUAACCAGCCUGGUAUACAUUUUAGAAUGUCUAUUGUUGUCUUUGCUCUGCACUCUCCAUUCCUGGACCCUCCAGUUUAAUGAGGUGUAAAGUACUUUGGCUUGGUGUCACUUUGCCUUUGGCUCAUUAAUCUCCUACUUCUCACACCCACAGCGAUGCCAUGUAGGUUAGUCAGAAAGUGUAUCAGAAACUGACAUAUUUCACAAUAAUUUUUUUAGCCGAUGAACACUGACAGUUUUGUGAUUUCGCUGUUAUAGACCACCACAAUAGAUUUGUAAUGAAACAAUCGAGCUGUGAUGAUAGUGUAUGGCUUUUAGCAUGUAGGAAUACAUCCAAAUAUGCACAAUACCUCAAUUUUCAGGGCAGCAAUACUACUGGUAUUUAUUGAGCAUGUGCGGUCCAUUUACUGGUUGCUUCAAGACAAAUGAAGCAAAUAAAAGUCUGGAUAUGAUAUCAGGUAUUGAAUUGGCAUUCGGCAGAUGUUUGUAGCUAUCAGUAUGAAAUCCAGAGAGAUCCAUUAUUUACCCAAAGAGCAAUAAGAAAAAUAGCAAAAGUUUUUUGAAAUUCUCAUGAGAACAGCCUCCACAGUAAUAGUACAGUAUCUCCAAAACAUAAGAACAAGCUGAACGAACAUUUAUCAGGGGCAAAUGGUUAAAGACUAUAAGCCCUGUCUUUAUUCAUGGUUCAUUAUGGAAUUGAUCAGCCAACACAAUCAGGCAAAUUCUAACUGUAGCUAUUUUUCUAAGUUCCUGAGACAGCACGCUUUUUUCUUUUUUUGUCAGAACCCAAGACCAGACCUGUAAAAACAUUUA
Phycodurus eques (leafy seadragon) is the source of this 6478-nucleotide messenger RNA. RefSeq names its product ubiquitin protein ligase E3D (gene ube3d). The transcript has 9 exons. Gene Ontology annotation, molecular function: ubiquitin protein ligase activity; cyclin binding; ubiquitin conjugating enzyme binding. Gene Ontology annotation, cellular component: cytosol; ubiquitin ligase complex; nucleus. The record is from RefSeq and is a predicted model, not a curated record. NCBI's taxonomy places the organism in Eukaryota, Metazoa, Chordata, Actinopteri, Syngnathiformes, Syngnathidae. Gene Ontology annotation, biological process: proteasome-mediated ubiquitin-dependent protein catabolic process; protein autoubiquitination; protein polyubiquitination. Bases 119 to 1327 code for a protein of 402 amino acids.